Molecule: messenger RNA, 2073 nt
Organism: Daldinia decipiens
Lineage: Eukaryota; Fungi; Ascomycota; Sordariomycetes; Xylariales; Hypoxylaceae
Exons: 5
Coding region: 423-1913 (496 amino acids)
Cellular component (GO): Cul4-RING E3 ubiquitin ligase complex
Molecular function (GO): protein binding
Source: RefSeq, a predicted model, not a curated record
UGUAAAUAUCACAAUUCUUGAAUUGCUUAGAUGGAAGUUCAAGCUAGACAAACCUUCGUCCCUAACAUAUUUCACAGGCUCGUUAUUGCAUUAUACCGCCUAAAUACUGCCGUCUGUAAAGUUUGUCAAUUGCGCUACCGUUUUCCACUUUCACCAUCUGCGAUGCACCAGUUUUUCUUUCAAACCAACCACUUUCCUUUACAAACCAGUAACAGCAACGUUCUAAUACAAAUUAACAAUUCCUUGCGAACCGGAAAAUUCCUUUACCCAUUAACUAUUCCCCUGUAUAAACCAGUAACUCCUCUCUAGAAAUCGGCAAAAUUUCCUAGCAAGCUCCCAAUUUAUCUCCUGGGAUCGCCGACGUGUUUCUUCACAACGUGCACUAUAUACACCCCUUGAACCACGUUUUGAACUAUAACAAAAUGCCUCCCAAAGAGAUCCCGGGAUAUUAUUGGGACAAGGACAAGAAGCGUUACUUCAAGAUCGAACAGCGCAAGACGGCGCCAAGAAAUGCAGCCUGGUCUUCUGAUAGUGUCAAGAAGCGUAGGAUCGAGGACGCAGAGGCUGCUGAGCAUGCCCAUCAAGUUGUGCUGAACAAGAAGCGCAUUGUUCGUUCCGAGACCCUGGAGCACCCUCUUAUCGGCGGCUUCCUUAACCGCGAGCUUGGCGUGCCUAGACGUGAUCACAUCUCAACUUCUUUUUCCCAUGGCAUAGUUGAGAAGGGCGCAGUUGCGUUCACCUGGGGCAACGAGCAGGAUACGCUCACCCACAUGGUCGUCACCAACAAAGGACCCAAAGGACUAUGCAAAGUCUACGCAAGUCCCGACGGAAGAGUAUGUAAUUCGGCCUAUACCUUAAGAGACAUGGAAUCAGGCAGAAUAGCUUCGAAGUUCCGUGGCAGAUUACUUGACAACCAUUUGAAUGGACAAGACCUUCGUCUAGGACCAACCCACGAAGCUGUCCCAUCGCCGAUGGCAAGCAUGGGAUAUAGCAGCAAAUACGAUGCCGCUAUUAUUAUCCCUCGCCAGUUCCAAAGACAUGAUCCCGUCUACAUUCGCGUUAACACAGAUGUACACAAUGUACUAGCGAAUCGCCUCAUAACCGGCCAACCCCCCGUCAACCCCCUCCGCCACAUAAAGACCCAGCUUCCUUGGAGUGCUAACUUUGCUACAUGCCGAGAUCCGAUAGAGGCUCUCUCAUUAUGCAUGGCUCCAUCUACCAGUCCGGAUCUGCUAUGCGUGAUUGGCACGACUCACGGCCUAGUCUACUACAACGAUCUCGGAUACAUAGCAGUGCCAUUUCCCCUGAGCCACUUCAACUUCAAAGAUCCCAUGGGCCGACCCCCCACCGCUGAUACCUUUGGCAUCACUUUCAAAGCAGAGAACCCCAACAUUCUCUUGUUUGGCGGUCGUCCCGGCCGCUUGUUCACCGGGGACCUGCGGUGCGAAUAUCCCAAAUGGACCAACAUCAAGGUCCGCGACGCCAUCACCCACGUCAAACAAGUCAGCGAGCACAGAGUCCUAGUUGCCGGCCUACGAAACAUGCUGUCUGUCUUCGACACUCGCUACUGCGCAUCCGAACACCUACACACGAAGCCCAAGGCCACAACCAUCCCCUUCCUCCAGAUCGCCGGCUUUAAGAACGGCCCGUACCUCGAUCUCGGGCUGGACGUGGACAGGGACUCGGGGGUUGUGGCAGCGGCCCAUGAUGAUGGGAAGAUGGCGCUGUACUCGGUGCACAGCGGGCUUCGACUCCCCUGCGCGGACGUCGAUGGGAUCGCGGCAGGGAGCCCGAUUCACUGUGUCCAAUGGGAGACGUUUGUUGGCGACAAUACGCCGAGCUUGUUCGUGGGCGCGGAUCACCGCGUUAGGGUUUACUCAUUUGGGGUUAGGGACCCUGACGCGGAUGAGUAGGGUCUUGCGCCUUACGAUAUGUGUUGGUUCGUGUUGGGUUGUGGGUGCCUGUGUCGGUGCCUGUGCCUCGUAAGAGGAUAUUGUUUCUUUCUCUGUUUGUUUGUCUGUUUGUGCUGUGCGUCUGAAGACCAUCACAGCAUUGCAUUGCAUUGCAUUGCAU